Molecule: messenger RNA, 6452 nt
Organism: Spirometra erinaceieuropaei
Lineage: Eukaryota; Metazoa; Platyhelminthes; Cestoda; Diphyllobothriidea; Diphyllobothriidae
Source: the annotation of a GenBank genome assembly
AUGUCUUAUUGCCCACCGCAUUCCCCCCUCUACGCCGAUGUGCCUCCCUAUGCCUGCCGACAGAGUCGCCUUGACAGCUUCCUCCAUGCCGACCCCGCGCCGCAAGUUACCCUCUAUCGCACACACAGCGUUAGACGCAUCUCGGAGCACCAGUGCAACAGUCGGACACCCCAGGCUCCCUGUUUUCGGCGUGCCUGUUCCAUUAGCCGUAAACCGCAAUCGGAAGUCUGCCCCACUAGACCGACUGUUCUCCCAGUCGAUGCUUGCUGCGGUAGUUCUCCACCACGCUGUCAAUCGCCGCAACGACCCCGCGGACGCGUUUCUGUCCAUUGCAGCCCCGUCGCCAACCCCGAACGGACAGUAAGGUUCGGCAGUUGUACCUCCAUCAACUCCUGCGACACCCCUGCUGGACGGAUACUUUUCGCCCGGCGCUCCUCGCCCUCACCGUGUCGUCGCCGUGCGGUUCGCUGUUCAUCUCCACCGGAAAAGAUGCCUGUGCGUGGUAGAGACAGCAGCAUAUGUCGUGUCAUCAGCCGAUCUAGUUCACCCUGCGAGGAGAUUCUGACUGCCAGUCUACCAAGUCGAGCAAGCUGCACCGCUACCAGCAGUGGCAGUUGCAAUCUCACAAGAAUCCCGACUUGCUGCUCUUGCACCACCUCCAACACCAGUGGGUGUAGUCCCUUGCGGAGACCGACUUGCCGACCGAAACCGCAGAGGAAUCUAAAGUAUCACUACAUGUUUGAGAAUAAUUGUUCAAACCCGGAGGAAGACCUCUCCUUGCCGCUGCCACCGCCACCCGAAGCGAACUGCUGCGUUCCCCGAUGCCGUACUCCAACGCCGCCCCCACCUUGCGAGGUGGCGGUCUCAUCUUGCUUUGACACGAAGCCCGACUUCGGUUCACCGCUAUCCAGACCGUUGAGUUGCGUUGAGUGUUGCAGUACCACAACGAGUAGCAGUAGUACUUUUGGUAGUUGCAGGCGGAUGACCACACAACAUCGAGUACAAAGCUCCUGCCGGCAAACUCACCUUGCUGAGCGCUGGACCAAUUAUCUGGACUAUAUUAACCGCAAGGAGAAUGAACUAGUCUGUCAGCUGAACGAAUGCGAUCUCGACUUGUCUGCCUUUGCGGGCAUGAUGAGAACAGAAGGUAGGUAUUUUUUCUGCUCACUCGUAUAGUUCACAAGUGUUGGUUCUAGUGGCGUCCUUUACAUGAAAGUCAUCCUGGAGCUUUAUUGAAUUCAGGACGUGAAUGUCCUCCUCCUCCUCCUCCUUCUACGAUCUUUAAUACCUACCUUAAGACACAGUGCAGGCAGUGCUCAAAACGAAUUCAGACAAGCUAAGGAUCGGCCACUGUCCAAACAGAUGUUUUCGAAAAUUGAUAAUGCGCCUUGGGGUCUGGACCACUAUGGAACGGUUGAUCACGUUUUUUUUCGAAAUGCGUCAGCUUCAGGCAGAUAUGUAUGUUUUAAACGCUCUGAAAAGAAGCGGGAGAAGCCCGGCUUCGGACCGUCAUUCUGUUUAACUGAGUUGGUUAUUUGUUUAACAUUAAUAGGUAGGCUCCUUCAAAUCCUCCGAUUUAUCUUUACAGGAAAAUUAAAUUCAUCCCCGAAUUUAUUUACCGUUAGUCCGAGCACGAAUCUGAGGACCGUAGCAAAAAAUUUUUUGCUGAGUUGAUGAAACCGUGUGGAAACGGGUUUAAUGCACGAUUACUUCCCUUCACAGCUAAGAGCUGACACUUUCAUUGUCUGGUGCAUUUUUUCUCAACCAAAAUGGGUGACACUGCAGUUUUCCUGCAUGCUUAUAUGCUUUAGCGUUUGCAGACUCACCGUCCCUCUCAUGAUUGUUAAGGUAGUCAUCUUUUGCACGUUUGCUGUCGAUUAACUAUUGCCGUUUGCCGAUUAGUUCGCAAACAUAUCUAGCUUCUGAUAUUCGUUUUGAAGGAUGAGGGUUGUGCCAUUGUACCCACUCCCAAAUCGUUAUGGUAGCUUGAUUUUCCUUAUGACAGUGAUGGAGAUAAUGAGAGAUGGCAGGGUCGAUGCUGUGCAUUACAUACUGGCCCCGCCUCAACUCCAAACAAAUCAAAUACAUCCAUGGAGAGUGAAUAAGAGACAUCCGAACUGCUUUAAAACAGACGCCUAAUUGGGCAAAUACAUGGAGUAGUCGCUUUCUGGUCCGUAGGAAGACUGGUCGGGUUUUAAAUCACACCAUCCCAAACGCGCAGACCCAUUACGUGUUUAUGUCGCAGUUAAAGCGCGAAACUCCUAGGGGGUUGCAAAAGGGGGCAUGUCUAAGUCAAUGCUUUUUCUCUUAAUUUCGCUAGUUAUCAACACGCAUUAGGGUGACUGGCAGGGUAAGCACUUUGUGAUCAUAUAUACAAACAGGAAGUGCCGGAAUCCCCCCGUACGGGACCUUAUGCGAAUGAAAAUACUCAUCUUUUGAGUCUGGUCAGCCGAUGCCGAGUCUAGCAAUCGAAACGUUGAUCUCCCCCGACCUACCAAGUUUUGCGUUAGCAACCACACCACGGAGGCCAGACCGGGUGAGAACAAAUUUUCCAGCCACCAUGACGGCGUAUUAUUUCCUGGACAGACUCGUGCAUGGUAAACUGAGCGCUAUCGGUCCACGUGGCCAAGUGGUUAUGGUCUUUACAUAUGCGCCUAUUGUGUGCUGGGGCAGUUAUCGAUCUGGGCGCUCAUCUCCAACAGCAACAAGAAAACCACGUGACAACUGAGGUGGCCAACUCUACUGCGCCUUCGUCGUCGAAUGUGGAUGGUAGGCCGAGAUGGUCGAAACAUAGGGCGAAUAAUAAAAUUUUUGCAGAAACCACUUUUAAAUUUUCGGAACGUCAUCGUGGGAGUUUCCUCUCUUUGCUUAAGUAAACCGAGGCAUCUGCGGUAUCCAACUUACGAAAAAAACACUACGUCUUGUAGUUGUCGCAGGUUAGCAUAUCUCCCACAGUACGGGACAGAUUACUGUUAAUGGAGGAGGAAUCACCGGCCACGUCUUUCAUAUUCGUCACUACCUUCUUUUUUUAAUUAGCAGAGUCUAGGGCUUGACUCAAGCAGGCUAUGCCUUCUCCGCCCCGCUGAAAAGCGAGCGCAGGAAAUUCUUAGCGAAUUAUAUGCACACACUCUUAUCCAGUAUUCUUGUUUAUGUAGCCGAAGGCAGUUUACAUUUUGCGCAGUUAAGCACUGUUCAGGUAAAAAUUGGCGUCCACUUUUAGCCUGGUCUUUUUUGAACCCAUUUGCACAUGUGUGAACGUACGUAGGUCCAUGACCUACGGACCUGAUUAGCCAUUUCAGCUGGCCAACCUCACUUGGGAAGCCCGCCAGCUUGCAUGCCGAUACAGGCAGUAUCCGCUAACUGCCGACCUACUGGACGGUUUUUCAGCCUUGCAGGAUUGCACCUUUCUGUUGUUUCUAACACGCCUAUACGCGGAGAGAGGGAUAGGGGAGAGUAAGCAGUCGUCUUUUCCGUCGGCCAUGCUAUUGCCACCAAAAGACACAUUUGGUAGAGCAGGACUUUACUUCCGCCGAGGUCUCAGUGCAAGUUUCAGACUUUUGACCUCCCCUAUGACAAAAGCUAUUCGUAGUGCCAACCAUAUUUCCGCUCUGCACUGCUCUUAUUCUCUUUUUGACCAUGCAAAAUGUACCGAGACUCGUGGUACUUUAACUUACUUUCGAAUAAGAAAAAUUGCCCAAUCAUGCCGAUCUUUUUAGUGAGAACACCAACCACUGGUGUAAACAACAUUCUAGAAAAACCACUACGCAGAUAGUGGGCGCGUUCCUCCUACGUCAUUAAUGCAUGUAUAUAAAUCUAAUCCUAGUUCCUAGCGAAGUGCACACUUAUGUUGUGGGAAAUAAACAUCACAUUUCAUAGUUAUAUUUGUAGGUGGGGAGUAUUCCGGUUUCCAAAUGCCUAAAAAUUCGUGUAUCCUUCGAAACACAACCCGUCUCUUUGCUUGUUCGUUUCUAAACAUGCCAAACUGCAUGCUACACGUUUUAUUUUAAACAAAGAUGUCUCCUCCUGUUCCUGUGAAAGAGUUAUCUCACGCUCGAAAACAGCGCAUUAUACUCCAGUUAGCUUGCAUACUUCGAAAACAGUAUUGAAAAGUCUGAGUGGACUUUUGCGGACGUUCCUAAGAUUUCAUCAUUACAUUUGAAGACGGCGAGCUACCGGAAGAAUGGAAGUGCGCACUGAUUACUCCGAUCCAUAAAGGAGGCUCAAGACUUGACUGCGGAAAUUAUCGUCCUGUCAGUCUUACUUGCAUCGCGUGUAAAAUAAUGGAACGCAUUAUCAAAAGACACUUGAUGAAAUACCUGGAACAGAACAAAAUAUUGUGCGAUGCCCAACACGGCUUUCGUCCAGGGCGCUCCUGCUUAACGAGUGUUCUUUACUCGCAUGAGAAAUGGACACGAGCUACCGAUAAGGGUUUUCCAGAAGAUGUCAUAUUUUUUGACUUCAAGAAGGCCUUUGACAGUGUCCCACACAGGCUUCUUUUGCAAAAGAUCUGGGAUGUAGGGAUUCAAGGGAGAAUGUUUAAAUGGAUCAGGAGUUUCCUGUCCUCCGGACUACAAAGAGUCGUCGUUAGUAAUUCUACCUCGGAAUGGGUAAAGGUGGAAAGUGGUGUCCCACAGGGUUCUGUCUUAGGCCCAGUACUCUUCCUGAUUUAUGUUAAUGACUGCAUCAGCGAAGUGAAUUGCGAGGCUCUCAUGUUCGCGGAUGACAUAAAAAUAUGGAGUGAAGUCAAGUGUGAUGAUGACGCAGAGAAGUUGCAGUCGGACAUCAACAAACUGUGUGCUUGGUCGAACAGAUGGCUUUUGAAGUUUAACGUGUUCAAAUGCGUGGUUUUGCACCUGAACACCGGCCGCAAUGCCUGUCCCAAACACCAGUACUAUAUUGACGGGACGAGGUUAGAAACUGUGGAAAGACACAGAGAUCUGGGUGUAUGGACGACCACAAAUCUAUCGCCAUCAGAACACUGCAGAAAGAUGGUCCAGAAGGCUACUAGUACUCUACACUGGAUCAGACGUGCAUUUAAAAUAUUUCCUCCUGAACUCUUCGAAAGACUCUUUGGUGUCUUUGUAAGACCUCAUCUAGAGUAUGGAAUGCCAGCAGCUUCACCAUGGAUGAGGAAGGAUAUCAACUUACUCGAACAGGUGCAACGCAGAGCGACAAAGAUGGUCGACGGUCUAAAGCAUUUAUCUUAUCAGGAGAGGCUAAAUUUGCUUGGCCUAUUCCCUCUCUCUUAUAGACAAAUAAACUGCAGUCUACUCUGGACGUUCCGGAUUGUUCGCGGCCAGGGUUGCUCAUUAAGGGCAGAGGACUUCUUUGAGUUCGCCCGUACAAACCAACUACGCGGCCAUGCAUUCAAAGUCGGGAAUGAGCGAACACGUUUAGACCGACGAAAAUUUUCUUUCAGCCAGCGGGUUGUCAGGCCGUGGAACUCGCUUCCAAGCGAGAUGGUGACGGCUGACACAGUUUGUGUGUUUAAAAGAAAACUUGCUCGUCUAGUUUUCGACAGAAAUCGGCUUGUACAGCAUGAUUAUGCUCAGCCAGUUUUGUAAAAUCUGUCAUAUACAAUCUUCCGCACCAAUUUACAGUGACCCCAUGCACUACCUUAUGAUUACGACUGAACUGUGACCCAAUCACAUUUUAAAUGCCUGCAAUUUUAUUUUAUUUUUGAGUAUGAAUCUGCGAAAGCACUGUACAUAAAUAGGGUCAUCAAGGGCUCUGCCUGUAACCCUUCAAUAUACAUAUACAUAUACACAUACGAAGUAUGCACUUCCUACAAGUACAGAGUUACAUAUCAAGGGGCUCACAAAGUGAAAUCUGCAUGCAUCCUUCCGCCAGAACGUGACCAGACCUACACAAGCAGCAAAAUGAGCGAAAAGUUUGCACUACUUAUGUAGGAUCUAUCUCACAACCUUUCCGGUUAGGAGUCAAUCUGUAUAAGCACGGAACAUCGGUAGAAAAUCAGGUGCUAAAUAAGCAAUAGUCUGUGUGGUAUUUACGCAGGUGCGAUUGUGUGUAGUCAUAAACCAUUAUGCUACUGUGCAUAAUGUGCGCCCGGGAACGUGACCCGUACUCGACACUGGUGCAACCUCCCCUAAGUUCUGGUGUUUACUUAAAAGCGUGUUCAACCAUUUCAGUCAUUGUUUAAUGGCUUUCGGUGCAUGGAGUACUGGGCUUCCUCGUGGGUAGAAUAAUAAUGACCCUCUGCCUUUUUAGUUGCAGACUUUGUGCGUGAUGUGGUUGGGCGCGGCAGGGUGCUGAUCUCCCACGAUCUGCCCAGACUCCUCAACGAGUUGUGCUGUUGCAUGCCUCUUGACAGGACCUGCUCAGGGAGCGAAAACUUCGACCAACUCUGGAAGAGGACCGAGGACAGGAUCCGCGAUUUGGACCGCUUGCUGGAGCGAGUUAACAGGAUGCGGCUCAACGGAUGGUUGGAGUAA